CGACUGCGCCAGACACUCAAAUUUACCAGAUUAUUUUUCGAGUGGGUUAUGAUGGCGUGAUGUUUUCAAAACAUACAUAUACAUAUGCGAAUAUGAGCAUGCUCACCUUACUGCUGUCAGCGCACUUUGUUUCAUUCCAAUGUUGAUAUUAAAUAUUUCGUGAGGUGGGAUUUAUAAAUGUUAUUUGGGUGUUUUAAUUUGUGCUGUUGAAGUUGACUUUAAAUUAAUUUCCAGGCUAAAUUUAUGUUGAUAAUGGGUAAACUCACUGUUGUACCAAUCCAUCAUAAUCAAGAACUGUUAGAGGAUUGUGUUCUUCUGAUUAAUUCGGAAUGGCCUCGUAGCUUCAGUGCCCGCAUGUGGAGUUUGCAAGCAUCAAAAGAUACACUUCCCACAAGUUUGGUUCUAAUCGAGAAAGAUGAACCUCAAAAUGCUAAACCGACGGUUCUCGCUCACGCCAAACUGUCUGUUAUCCCAUCCGAUCAGGAAGCUGUAUUCAUCGAAUCGGUAGUUGUUGAUAGUCGUCGACGCGGUCAAGGUCUUGGGCGACUUUUGAUGAUGGCGUCUGAGCAGCAUUGCUUUGGUGUUUUGAAACUGAAAACAAUUUAUCUCUCCACUAUCGACAAACAAGCCUUUUACUCGAAGCUAGGGUACCAGCUUUGUAAUGCUAUCAGUUUAUUUGGUACUAGAACUGCUCCAAACAACAGUACUAAAAAAAUAUGGAUGAAAAAAACGAUGGAAAUUUGGUUGCAAAACAAUGAGAAUCAUUCUAGAAUUGACAAUUAGCACACAUCUUAAAUGAAAGUUAGAUAAACUCGCGGGUUGCAUUUUACUAGUAAUUUAAUCGCUUAUAAAAUCAUAAGUUUUCGCCUUGAAUCAAUGAUUUUAUGAAAUUCAAGAUUUUGUUCAGAACGGGUUGGCAUAUGUUUGAUUGUUAAUUAAAACUAAAAAUCUAUUUUUCUAUGA
This is a messenger RNA of Culex pipiens pallens (northern house mosquito), 963 nucleotides long. It is a transcript of the gene Naa80, whose product is annotated as N-alpha-acetyltransferase 80. Gene Ontology annotation, cellular component: cytoplasm. Gene Ontology annotation, molecular function: N-acetyltransferase activity; acetyl-CoA binding. The coding region runs from base 244 to 783 and encodes 179 amino acids. NCBI's taxonomy places the organism in Eukaryota, Metazoa, Arthropoda, Insecta, Diptera, Culicidae. The record is from RefSeq and is a predicted model, not a curated record. Gene Ontology annotation, biological process: protein acetylation. The transcript is spliced from 3 exons.